AUGGGUCCAGCUUGGUUCCGUCAGGGUGAUUUGAACAAAAUUCGUUCUUGGCAAUCUUUUAACAUUACAAUCAUUACAGAAUUUCAAAAAGUGCUAGGAUCAGAACUUGAAGCAUGGAGUUAUUGCAUAGCCAUGUGUGCCAGCAAGCUUGUGGGAAGAGAGAACCACAAAAACAAUGGAAGAACGUAUGUGACAUGGAUUUAUUAUGCCACAAAUUUCGCUGAACUUAUAUGGAGAGUGGUCUUUAAUCUAUCAAUCUCGACUAGAACCCAGGAUAUUGUGGAACUGAUCACUGGAGAAGAGGCUAUCCAAACAAACCAGUCAUUUAGUCAUGAAAGCUUAGUUCUUUGGGCAAGGUCUCUACUCAGCUUUGGCCCGUGUGAGCGUCUAGUAGAUCCUCACCUGAACGAAGACUGCAACAAAUACGAGAUGAAGGCAAUGAUGAUUGCAGCACUCCUCUGCCUCGUGCAUUCAUCCUCUAGGAGACCAUCAAUGAAAACAGUGGUUGCACGGAUGAUCCAAAUUGAAUGGGACAUGAUUGGAAUGGUAAAUGAGGUAAAUAAGGAGGCCAAAGAGGCUGGACAUAAGGGAAUAAGUCGUAAAAACAGCUUGGAUAACUGGUUCCAUGGUAAUGAACAACGUCUAGGAGUUUAG
Ilex paraguariensis (yerba mate) is the source of this 654-nucleotide messenger RNA. The record is from the annotation of a GenBank genome assembly. NCBI's taxonomy places the organism in Eukaryota, Viridiplantae, Streptophyta, Magnoliopsida, Aquifoliales, Aquifoliaceae.